Messenger RNA from Saccostrea echinata, 1165 nucleotides. Its product is annotated as hydroxyacyl-coenzyme A dehydrogenase, mitochondrial-like. The coding region runs from base 46 to 972 and encodes 308 amino acids. NCBI's taxonomy places the organism in Eukaryota, Metazoa, Mollusca, Bivalvia, Ostreida, Ostreidae. The transcript is spliced from 8 exons. Gene Ontology annotation, cellular component: mitochondrion. Gene Ontology annotation, biological process: fatty acid beta-oxidation. The record is from RefSeq and is a predicted model, not a curated record. Gene Ontology annotation, molecular function: (3S)-3-hydroxyacyl-CoA dehydrogenase (NAD+) activity; NAD+ binding.
AGUUCUUUCUAGAAGCCCUGAGUGCCAAAGUAACAAAAUUUAAACAUGGCAAACCUAUGCAAAACUUUUGUUCGGUCCUUUGCAACAAGUGCACAAAGAGCAAAUGUCUUUAACCAUGUUACUGUAGUUGGAGGAGGACUUAUGGGGGCAGGAAUUGCACAGGUUGCUGCAUCAACAGCACACAAUGUGGCCUUGGUUGACCAGAACAACACAAUUCUGGGUAAAUCUAUGACUAGCAUUCAGAAGAGUCUGGAUAGAGUGGCCAAAAAGAAAUUUGCUGACAGCCCAGCAGCAGGAGAACAAUUUGUAAGGGAUACUCUUGCUAGAAUAACCCCUGCUACCAGCCCCAUCACUUGUGUUUCUCACACAGAUCUGGUGAUAGAAGCCAUUGUUGAGGACCUGGAGACUAAGAAGAAGCUGUUCAGAGAGCUGGAGGCAUUAGCUCCACAACACACCAUUUUCACAAGUAAUACUUCCUCCCUUCCAAUUGGUGAAAUAGCUGUAGCAUCAAAACGCAAGGACAGGUUUGGGGGACUGCAUUUCUUUAACCCUGUCCCCAUGAUGAAGCUUCUAGAGGUGGUCAGGAUUCCAGCAACAAGUGAUGCUACAUUUGACAAGUUACUCGCAUUUGGAAAAGAUAUGGGGAAGACUACAGUGUGCUGCAAGGACACUCCAGGAUUUAUUGUUAAUAGAUUAUUGGUGCCUUAUAUGCUGGAAGCAGUCAGAAUGGUAGAAAGAGGAGAUGCUUCCAUAAAAGACAUAGAUACUGCGAUGAAGCUUGGGGCCGGAUAUCCCAUGGGGCCAUUUGAACUAUCCGAUUAUGUUGGCCUUGAUACAAUGAAAUUCAUAUUGGAUGGUUGGCAUAAGAGUUUCCCAGACAAUCCACUCUUCAAGCCCAGUCAUUUAUUGGAUAAACUGGUAGCACAAGGAAAACUUGGAAACAAGACCGGUGAAGGAUUUUACAAACAUUAAACCUCAGAAUGUGAUGCUGACAACCUCGCACAAACAGUGAUACUGACUGAGAUGGGGGUUUAGAAAGUGCCAUACAUACAUAGUGCUCAUCAGUAAAUGUGUGGUUUGAAGACAAAAGUCAUUGUUGUUUGUCUCUAAGACUUAAAAGUGAUAUAUCAUCAAAUGUUUUUCUUAAAAUUAAAAGUUAAAAUAA